AAGUUGGACCACAAAGCAAGCAGUGCAACUGUUCUCACAAAAAAAAUUACAGAAAAAUAUACCGAAGCGGGACUUCAAGUAAGCAUGUGCCAUAUUGGAGCUGGGAAACGAACAGCUUGAUCGAGAGGAGCGGAUCGGCUGGCCCACACCCGGGAGGCAGCGGACGGACACUUUAGCUUCAGCUCUCAACUAGCCGAGCGUGCAGCUCGGGUAGCCCGGCAGGCAGGAGUCGCUUGUGGGCAGGCGGAGUAGCGACGACCCGCUCGGUUUUUAUUUCAGAUAUCGACCACUUGUGCGGUCGGUUUGCGAGGGAGGCCUACCAGCACAGCGCCGUAUGAGGUGUUUCACAUUACCUAGCGUGGUCAGAGGUGUCGUUGGCCAAGUUGCCCGAUCUGUUAGCCACAGUUUACGGCGAAGAGGAAAAGUUAGCGUUUAACAAGCGAAGUACGGCGGAGCUCCAUCUCCCCUCCUCCUCCUCCUUCAGCAGCCCGCAGCCAGCAGCUCUGCGCUGGGUUUCCCCGACCGUCUUCAACGCUCGGGGUACCUCAACAAGCAGCUGGAUUAUCUUGUGUGAUUCUGCCUUUAGUUUUGAACCCACUUGGCUCCAUAAGACUUGUGUGUUUCCUUAUUAUUUCUCUCCCCCGGAAACGCUGCAAGACUUCCCCAGUUAACCAGUUUGCACGCAGCCGUUAGCUUCACGUUAUUAAGUAAAUCUCUGAAACCGAGCCAGUGUUUCUGUUUCAGUCCGCCAGCUAACUGCUCCGUUUGCUGCUGGCAACAGGGGACUUUUUAUUAUUUUAUUUUAAGGGUGUUCAUCUGCUUGACUGAAAUGAUCCAAAACUAGAUGUAUCGAUCGAUGAACCACUCACUCGCACACCUUAUUCGAUAGUUAGCCUCCUGGCUAGCGGGUUUUCGUUUUGCUAGCUAGCGUGGUGGCUAACUAACUAGCAGCAGACGAGCCCAAAUGUCGGUGUUGGCAGCAGCAGGAGGCUAAAACAAGUUAGCUGUCGGAGGAUUUGGCUUGUGAUUAGCUGAUAACAGCCUACUGGAUUUUGGUGCUAAACCUCUUAAAGGGUGUUUAAACGCAUCUUUUCAGGCGACUUUCUUUUUUUUUUUGUGUGUGUGUGUGUGAUUGAUGAGCCGUUGGGGAACAUUUCAGCCUUUUACAGGAAGCCAAGCAGCAGCAACAUAAACAACACUGGUGUGUAGAUUUAUUUUUUAUUUUUUAAGGGAUGCACAUUAUGAGUCCUGGCUCGUAUUUAACCUGUGUUUUUUUGUGGUUUUAUUGACGGCCUGAGAGACUUGUGAUUUGUGAUAUUUACCAUCCUGAUGAUACACAUUUCGACCUGUCUCCGGGUGUCCUCCCUCCUGAAUCUCCCUUCUGUUUUCCGGACUCACUUGAUUGUUUGAGACCCUUUUUUUUUUCUGCUGUCAAAGCAUCUAAAGAGCCAGUCACGUAUUUUUUUUAUUUUAUUUUUAUUACUAGACUCAUUUGUCUUUUUCUCGACAGCACAGUGUUUACAUAUUUUUUUUUUUUUUUUUUAACGAAACCUGGAGACAAGCCCAGUCGUUUGGACACAUUUCCAUUAAGAGGACCAGGGAAGUCCUGCGGGAUUUGACAGCAUUUGCCUCCAGAUCCAGCAUCUGGUUGCAUCUACCUGUCUGUGUGAGACAAAUGACAGAGCUGUAAAGAAAGUACUGGCCUCAAAACGAGAAAUCAUCAGUCUGUAUUUGUUUUUUUUCUUCCACCCCCUUUUCCUCACAACAAAAAAAAAAAACCCUGCAUCUCUUGCACUAAAUUGGAUUACCAGGACGGGGAUCUAGCGGGCCUUGGUGACUCUGUAUUUCUCGCGCAACCUGUCACCCAAUGUCUUCCCUCUUGAAUUUCCCUUUUUCUGUCACAAGGAUGGCAGUUUGAGGCGAAGUGAACAAGACUACUACAGCAAACCCGGAGACAACGACGCCUCUCCGGUCCAUGGUCAGCCCCGCCGUCCUGUCACGCACCUUCAUGUUGGUCUCAUCUGGUGGAGGAGGACGACAUUGCUUUUCUUUUUUUUAACAAAUCCCCUGAAACAAAACCCAUCACCAGCCCCGGUUAUCUUAUUGAUUUUUGGAUCGUCCCAGGGUCGAAAGAUGGCGGACCUCGAAGCAGUGCUCGCCGAUGUCAGUUAUUUGAUGGCGAUGGAGAAGAGCAAAUCUACUCCAGCGGCCCGGGCGAGCAAGAAAAUCAUCCUCCCGGAGCCCAGUAUCCGCAGCGUGAUGCAGAAGUACCUCGAGGAGAGAGAUGAACUGACAUUUGACAAAAUUUUCAACCAGAAAAUCGGCUUCCUGCUGUUCAAGGACUUCUGUAUGAAUGAGAUCGACGAGGCCGUGCCGCAGCUCAAGUUCUACGAAGAAAUUAAGGACUACGAGAAGCUGGACUCCGAGGAGGAGAGGUUGAGCCGCAGCCGGCAGAUUUACGACGGCUACAUCAUGAAGGAGCUCCUGUCCUGUUCACAUGUGAGGGCACCUUCAGAUCAACGCUGCGUCACUAAAGCACUCGCAGUCAAGCCAUUUUCUAAGAAGGCAGUGGACCAUGUGCAGAGCCACUUAGCAAAGAAACUGGUUCCCCCAACUCUAUUCCAGCCAUACAUAGUGGAGAUCUGUGACAGCUUAAGAGGGAAGAUCUUCCAGAAGUUCAUUGAGAGUGACAAAUUUACUCGUUUCUGCCAGUGGAAGAACGUGGAGCUCAACAUCCAUCUGACCAUGAACGACUUCAGCGUGCAUCGGAUCAUCGGCAGGGGAGGCUUCGGGGAGGUGUACGGCUGCAGGAAGGCCGACACGGGGAAGAUGUAUGCCAUGAAGUGUUUGGACAAGAAGAGGAUCAAGAUGAAGCAGGGGGAGACUCUAGCGCUCAAUGAAAGAAUCAUGCUGUCAUUAGUCAGCACAGGGGACUGCCCGUUUAUCGUGUGUAUGACGUACGCCUUCCACACCCCUGACAAGCUCUGCUUCAUCCUGGACCUCAUGAAUGGGGGCGACCUGCACUACCACCUGUCUCAGCACGGCGUCUUCAGCGAGAAAGAGAUGCGCUUCUAUGCGGCUGAAAUCAUCCUGGGGCUGGAGCACAUGCACAACCGCUUCGUCGUCUACAGAGACCUCAAGCCAGCUAAUAUCCUGUUAGAUGAACACGGCCAUGUUCGUAUCUCCGACCUCGGCCUGGCCUGCGACUUCUCCAAGAAGAAACCCCACGCCAGCGUGGGCACUCAUGGCUACAUGGCUCCGGAGGUUCUUCAGAAGGGGACGGCGUACGACAGCAGCGCCGACUGGUUCUCCUUAGGCUGCAUGCUCUUCAAACUCCUCCGAGGGCACAGUCCCUUCAGACAGCACAAGACCAAAGACAAACAUGAGAUUGACCGCAUGACGCUCACCAUGAACGUGGAGCUGCCGGACUCCUUCACUGCGGAGCUCAAAGAUCUGCUGGAGGGGCUGCUGCAGAGAGACGUAUCCAAGAGGCUCGGCUGCCAGGGCCGAGGAGCCCCAGAGGUGAAGGAACACCAGUUUUUCAAAGGCAUUGACUGGCAGCAGGUGUACCUGCAGAAGUACUCUCCUCCUUUAAUUCCUCCCAGGGGAGAGGUGAACGCUGCAGAUGCCUUCGACAUAGGCUCUUUCGACGAGGAGGACACCAAGGGCAUCAAGCUGCUGGACAGUGACCAGGAGCUGUACAAGAACUUUCCUCUGGUCAUAUCGGAGCGCUGGCAGCAGGAAGUGGCAGAGACGGUCUACGAGGCGGUCAACUCGGACACCGACAAGAACGAGGCUCGCAAGAGGGCGAAGAACAAGCAGCUCGGCCACGAGGAGGACUACGCCUUCGGAAAGGACUGCAUAAUGCACGGCUACAUGUUGAAGCUGGGGAACCCGUUCCUGACCCAGUGGCAGCGCCGGUACUUCUAUCUUUUCCCCAACCGUGUGGAGUGGAGGGGCGAGGGCGAGUCACGGCAAAACCUGCUGACGAUGGAGCAGAUUGUGACGGUGGAAGAAACGCAGGUUAAAGACAAGAAGUGCAUCCUGCUGCGCAUCAAAGGAGGGAAGCAGUUUGUGCUGCAGUGCGAGAGCGACCCGGAGUUCGUGCAGUGGAAGAAAGAGCUGACCGAAGCGUUCACAGAAGCCCAGAAGCUGCUGCGCCGGGCCCCCAAAGUCAUCGGGAAAGGCCGGGCCGGCGUGGUGGAGCUCUCCAAACCUCCCCUCACACACCGCAACAGCAAUGGCCUGUGAAUACACACACACACAUAUAUAUAUACACACACACACACACACUUUGACACACACACACACACUGCAUCCCCCCUCCUCAUCAGCUGCAGGACGUUUGCCCCGACUCCCUCCCACGACGCCUCGCAGCGUGUGAUGGACCACGCCCACCAGCCUCUUACCACCACACGCACACACACUCUGAACACGACGACCAAUCAUAGGCGUGAUAUAGUUUUUGUUGUUUUUUUUGUCUGCCACGGGACGUUGCCAGUUUGCCGAGAGGAAGAAAGGAUGAGUCAGCAUGUGAAGAACCUCUGCAUGAAUGUGUCGAGGACGGACGAGCCCGUCUUUCUACCUUUCCCCGCUCUCCUCCUGCACCGCCUCCACCACCUCCUCGCCCUGUUUGAACCAGAAAAUCUGAAAGGGGGCGGGACUCCGGACUCCUCCACAAACCCUCACAGAGCUAAAGAUCCGGUCAGCUUUGCUGUUGGCCGGCUGAGCAGCGCCCGCCCUCUCUGAGGUGACAACACCGAGCUUUAGCGAGGAAUGUAUUUCUUCGAGAGGAAAAACAAAGUAAAAGGCUGCUCCCCUGGUCCCCCCCCCCUCUGUAACCAUUCCUCCCUUCGUUACUGACGUGCGUAAAGUGCCAACAUCAGUAUUUACUUGUCACCUGAGCACUCAGGAGGACCUGCCUGCUCGCCGGCUUGGUGGCGUUUGCGGGCCGGUGGCGGUUUGAUCAUUCCAACUUAUAAAAACAGGAAGUACAAGGACCGCAGACUCUUUCACAUUGGCUCUUGUACAGCCAGUUACCAUAGAGACAGAGAUCCCGUUGGUUGGCAAACCUGCAGCCUGUUGCCGAGGGAAACCAUGAAGACUGGUCUACCUGGGGAUCUGGGUUUAACCACCUGGUUGUACCGGUUGUGUAUGAAGGCGACGGCUCGCGGGAGGCGGAGGAGGAGCGACUCUGAGUGUAUAUAAGCAGCCUUUCUCUGUGCACCUCCAGUGUUUUAACGUGUUUGCAUAUUCGGGGACUUCUCUGUCUGCCUGUUCGUGAAUCUGUCCUGGCUUUUUAAGGGGGGCGGGAAGAUGAGGAGGAGGAGGUCGGGGGGGGGAGGGAGGGAGGACAGGCUUUCAGUCGCUCGCAGCGCUGCAUUACCUCAGUCGGACUGUGUCAGUUUGAGUACGUGGAGGUCGAGCGCCUCUGUAAGGGCCAAAUGUCUGUCUGUCAUCGUCCCGCUCGCUCAUGUUCAUCCUGUAGGUUUACAGUUUCAGUCACGCGGCGGCGGCUGUAAUGUUGGACGGUGUGUGUGAACGCAAGGAGGAGAAUGAAGAAGUCGAGCUGAAGCUAAUUAAAAGGAGAAAUCCUCCCUCAGACGCACCAAACUGUCACGGAGGCAUUUCCACAGAUCAUCUCUGGGUAUUUUUUUUCCUUUAUUGAAGAGUUGAUGAUUUUCAGUUUUUUGCACUCUUCCUUUUCGUCAUCCUGUUAGUUCUGUGCUGCUUGAGUCGACCUCCAUUUCCCAGAAUGCCUUAGGACAGCCUGCAGGUAGAAAGAGCAAAUGGUAAAGAAGUUUUUCAGGAUUUUCGUCAUUGAUUGAUUAAUAAUUUGGUCUUCAAGGUACUGAAAGACGCCUAUUAUAAUCCCGAGGUGAUUUAUUCAAUUGCUUGUUAUCACGUGACAAAAAAGCUUCACAUUUCAGAAGCCAGAUUAUUAGUUUGGCAUUUUUGCAAACCUGUACCCGCUGCGCCUGAAUCGAAACCCACCCUGUUUGGAUUUAUUAGCGAGCAGAGAAACGUUUUCUCAUUUAAUCGAUAAAAUUGGUGUUUAACUAUCCAUAUUCUAAGAUAAAUGAGCGUCCAGUACAGCAGCUAAUUCGUGAAAAUUACCGUUUGGUUAAAAUCAAAUCCCCAGAUUUGUGUUAACGAGCAGCGAGGUUAAAAUGAGUUGAAACCUCCCGCUCCUGUCACUUCGGGCGGUCGUAGCAAAGAAAAACAGACAUCGAGCGUUUCACAACCACUUUAAACGAUUGUCACCAUCAUCACUACGUAUGUCAUUAAUAGCCGUAAAUAAGUGGUGCUUGAGCUCAUCUGACAGGAUUUUGGCAGCAUGUCAGACUAAAACUAUUGGGACCCUUCAUGCUUCUAACAAACUUAAACAUUUUACGAUUUAUUUGUUAGCACGCAAAAGCGAUACAGCCCCCGUGCGGCGUUACCGGCGUGCUGUUUACGCUUCUGCAACGUCCACCACCUCCUCUGCUAACCUCACCUCUCAAACUUACGCUUCUCGACUCGCCUCAGUCGCUGCAGACGGUGACAUUUACAAUGUUUUAAAUGCGUGACCGUCCCUGUCUACACUUCCGAGUGACGUUAUGAUCCAAGGCUGGAUUUUUAGUUUUUACAAAUGUCAGUGUGAUUUUAAAUGGAUCUUACGCUGCAUUCAUGACGCAUCAGGUUUAUCGUAAUUACCAGCGUCGGCGCCUGAGUCGUUAGUGCGAGACAGAAACUUCAAUUUUAGAUUGAAGUCGGAGUGAAACGGUAGUUAAAGAGUCUUAAUCGUGUGAAAUGUGGCGAACUUCUGAGCGAGAGCUUUGAUUGGACCUCCCGUCACCCGCGCUGUUGUAUCACGAGGACGAAGGAGAAACAAAUAAAUGAAACCUCGAUGGCAGUCAUGGGAAGUCUAGACUGAGUUCCUGCAGGCUGAAAUGUGUGUGUGGGGUUUAUAAGGUGGAACGCUGAGCUAGAACCACAAAUCACACUUACUUAACAAAUGAAUGUAAACGCCGUCACAUCGUCACAAAUAUUUGGAUGUUUCAAACCUAAAAAAAAUUCAAAUAUAACGAGAUAACUCAACAAUUAGCAGAUUUAUUAUUUUGCUGUCUUUAAGGCUCCAGCAAGUCUGAUCUAAAAACACACAGCCGGAGUCCGUCAGUCAAUUAAAGUUAAAUCUAAUGAACGUGGUGCUAUGCUGUCAGUACGUAGUAUUUUUUAUUUAUUUUUUUUUAGCCCUCGCAGCAAAUUACAGUUUCAGGAACAAAGUGUGUCGUCCGCAAAGCUAAACGAGCUGCUAGCAACAAAACAACUCUAAACUUUAUUAUGAACAACUCUGCCGUCAUACAAAAACAUUUCCCCGUCUUAUCCAACUCCGGCUCGUCAGAAAGAAGCUCUUUGACUCUAAAGCAGCGGUUCUCAAACUGUGGAGGUGCAGAGCCACUUCGCGGGGGGGUCGUGGAUGUUGAGCGGACCUACAGCUGCAUAAACAAACACAAGGCUAUUUAGCUAUCCUGAAUCUUGUUUAUUUUAAUCACCUGUAUUGUUACUGAUUGAUAAAAAUGAAAUCUGCUUUUGCUGGGGCGGGUGGGGGAACUUUUUUUUUUUUUUUUUGCUUCUAAAGAGGGACGUGGCAGAAAAAGUUUGAGAACCGCUGCUCUAAAAUAACACUUUCCGGUUGUUUCUCCGCGUCGCUGCUCGUACCAGGAUGGCAAUACGUUAAGUGUGAUCGCAUAAAGCAGUCGACCGAUUUGGGUUUAUCAAACGGCCGAUAUUCAGAGAGCAGAUUAAUCGGUCACACUCGCCCAGUCACCUGCAGGAAGAAGACAAACAUGCAUCAGUGUAUUUAAAGUGUUUCAGGGUGGAGUUUCCCUCUAAUUUAUGAUUUUAUGUACCUUAAACGACACAGGUCAGAUGAGGUGAAACGUUUUGUUUUUUUAUCGGGCCUUUUUACGGCGUGCACAGAGUCAUAGCGGUGAAGAAGAACGCAGCAGCGAGCAGACGGAGGAUUUAUUCUUAUUCUUAUGAUUAUUAUUGUUGGAUACAUAGAUUAAUUUCAGGGGUUUUACUUUUCAUGCAGUAGUGUCCUCGCCUGUGACGUCCAAGCAUUCCCGGAGCUGCAACGUGUUUGACCUACAGUAAAGGUUGAUUUAAGGGUGCAUUGCGAUGGUUCUUCUAUUUUAUUAUUUUUUUUGUAGCCUUUACCAGUCAGGGGGAGAUAUUAUCGUCUUAUAAAGAAAUGUUGUCACCUCUCAAGGUGUCUUUUAUUUUUGUAAACCAAAAUGGUUUUUGUUUUUAUUGACGUUUAUGUUGUUGCACCUUUUUUUUUUUUUUUUUUGCCCAAAUGUGUUACUUAAUAGUUGUUAAAUGUGCCAAAUAACUGUUGCUGAUUGAGUGGAACCAAUGGGAAGCCAACCUUUGUCUGAACUCUUUGACCCUCCUCACCGCCAGACUCAAGCAGAAUAAAAAACACACACUCAAGUUCACACACACAAAGUCUCGCGGUGGAAGUUUUCGGUGGAGCCUCUGAAGGGGUUUGAACCUGUGACCAAACGAAGACGCGUGUGUGUGUGUGUCCACUCUCGACUCGUGGCUGAACGUUUCCUUUCACACUGUGUUUAUGUCAUGUGAGUGUGUGUGUGUGUGAGCAUACGUGCGCUUCAUUAUCGCUUUGUAUGUCUCAAGCAGUGGAUUCUCUCUUUUUUUUGUUUGUUUGUUUUUUGGGAUACACAGAUUCUCUGCUCAAACACGCUCAACACAAGACAAUUUUAACAAAAAAGGAUGGCGUUAUAGGAAAAAAUAAAUCAAAGUAUAUAUAAAUAUAUGUGUAUAUGAAAUGACAAAAUGCUCUAGGUUUAUUUAAAAGAUUUAAUGUAGAAAACAAAAUGAAAUUGUUCAGGGGAGGUCGGGGGUUUUGAUGUGAGUAUAAUUGUUUGUGGUGAAGACUUCAGCUCAAAUCUUGCACAUAAAGACUUUAGAUAUUGUACCUGCGAGUUCCAGAUGAUUAUUUUUGUUUGAAUACAGGACUCUUUGCUCUUUCAUAUUUAUUGCGUGUGUGGGGAGCUCUCUCGCUCCGUCUCUCCUCCACGUGUCCGAGCCUCAGCCGAGCGCUCGCUGUAGAAAAAAAAAACCCUCCGGUUUGACACCCAUCAGAAACUCUCAUUGUUUUUCAUAUGCCACAGACAAACACAAGUACUACUGGCUUUGGAAUUAUUAUUGCCAUUAAGGUUAUGAUAAUACUGAUAUAUAAUUGAUAACAUUAUUCAAUGAUUAUUAUUAAAUUUAUUCUAUUUCAAUGAUUUGUUUUGUUUUUGGAGACAGGUAGGAAGUUGCGUGUUGGACUGCUUGUAAAAACAGUUCAUGAAUAAAAAUCCUUUUUCCGUGUU
Molecule: messenger RNA, 9383 nt
Organism: Micropterus salmoides (largemouth bass)
Lineage: Eukaryota; Metazoa; Chordata; Actinopteri; Centrarchiformes; Centrarchidae
Gene: grk3
Product: G protein-coupled receptor kinase 3
Exons: 21
Coding region: 2134-4251 (705 amino acids)
Biological process (GO): G protein-coupled receptor signaling pathway; regulation of signal transduction; protein phosphorylation
Molecular function (GO): G protein-coupled receptor binding; ATP binding; G protein-coupled receptor kinase activity
Source: RefSeq, a predicted model, not a curated record